AUGGGCGACGACAUCAUGGACGAUGACGAGGAUUAUGGUUUUGAAUACGAGGAUGACAGUGGAAGCGAACCUGAUGUUGAUCUUGAAAACCAGUACUAUACUGCAAAAGGGUUGAAAAGCGAAGGAAAGAUCAAUGAAGCCAUAGCAAAUUUUGAGAAGGUCAGCUCGUCAUGGGAGCCAUUAUGGCGAAAAUUAUGUUGUACUACAAUUCAGGUUCUCAACCUAGAGCAAGAAAUGGGCGAAUGGGGAUUCAAAGCUUUGAAACAGAUGGUUAAAAUUACUUUCAACACCAAUCAGUUCGAAGCGAUGUUGGAAUACUAUCAAAAACUGCUGAAAUACAUCAAAACAGCUGUGACGAAGAAUUAUUCCGAGAAAUCUAUAAAUGCCAUUUUGGACUACAUAUCGACUUCAAAACGAAUGGACUUAUUACAAAAAUUCUAUGAAACUACGUUAGAUGCUCUGAAGGAUGCAAAGAAUGAGCGAUUAUGGUUCAAAACUAAUACCAAGCUUGGGAAGUUGUACUUUGAUAUGCACGAAUUUAACAAACUUGAGAAGAUUUUGAAGCAGUUGAAAAGUUCCUGCAAGACGGAACUGGGCGAAGAAGACCAGAAAAAAGGAACGCAGCUACUGGAGAUUUAUGCACUAGAAAUUCAGAUGUAUACUGAACAGAAGAAUAACAAGGCUCUGAAGAAACUAUAUGAGCAAGCGCAACAGGCUAUCCAAUCGAAGUCCGCUAUUCCUCAUCCUUUAAUUCUUGGUGUCAUUCGAGAGUGCGGUGGCAAGAUGCAUCUUAGAGAGGGUCAGUUUGAUCGUGCCCACACGGAUUUCUUUGAAGCGUUCAAAAACUACGACGAAAGUGGAUCACCGCGACGAAUCACCUGUUUGAAAUAUCUUGUGUUAGCGAACAUGCUCAUAAAGUCCGACAUAAAUCCGUUCGACAGCCAGGAGGCCAAGCCUUUCAAGAAUGAGCAAGAAAUCGUCGCCAUGACAGCGAUGGUGUCCGCAUACCAAGAAAAUGACAUCGACGAAUUUCAACGAAUACUGGAAGACAAUCGUGAAAGUAUCAUGCAGGAUCCCUUCAUACGUGAACACAUAGAAGAGCUUCUGACCAAUAUUCGCACUCAGAAAGUAUUGCAGGUGUUACUGCGGUUGAUCAAACCGUAUACAAGAGUAAGGCUCCAGUACCUCUCGCAACAACUGCGUGUUUCUGUUGCUGAAGUAAAACGGUUGCUGGUGGAUACAAUACUUGACGAAAACCUUCCUGCGCGUAUAGACGAGAUCGACAACAUACUGUAUGUGAAGCCGUGUGGAGAACAGCGAUUGGAUUCAUCGUUGUCAAUUUCUGCUAUGAACGGUUGGAUUGAUCAGAUCGACAAAAUGUCGAAAGAUCAGCAUGAUUUGAAGAGGGAGUUGAACGAGCUGAUCAAGAAGCGUGCUGAAAUUGCUGAAACAUUAGAGGCGUUAGAGAAUCAGAUUUACAAUUUUGAAGGAUCGUACCUUGAAGAGACGGCUGAAUAUGGAAAUGUCAUAAAAGGAUGGGAUCGCUAUGCGUUAGCUAUGCCACCUUCCAAAUCAGGCGUGAAACUGGAUAAAAAGACCAUGUCCCGGAAAACAGAUAGAGAAGCAGAUCGAUUAUUUUCGUACUCGUCGGUAACGUCUCCAGCAGCAUUGAAACAUGCACAGCAACCUCCACCUCCAAGUAUAACGUCAUCUGGAGCUCCAUUGACUCCUACGAUGAUGAGGAACGAUGUGAUCGAAGAUGAGGCGUCUCGUGAGAUGAGGCGAUCAAAGAAGCGAAAACUCGAAGAGCAGUGA
Cooperia oncophora is the source of this 1815-nucleotide messenger RNA. The record is from the annotation of a GenBank genome assembly. Lineage: Eukaryota; Metazoa; Nematoda; Chromadorea; Rhabditida; Trichostrongylidae.